AUGGCGGCUGUAACAAGGAGAACUUUGCUGCUUAUGCUCAUGAAACGUCGAUGGGAAAAGAAAACUAUGUACAGAAAGCGAAUGUGGGAGCGAAAACUUUUCAAGGAGCGCAAAACGAAAGGAGAGUUUUACCUUUUAGUUCAAGAUUUACGGUUGUACGAUGAAGAAUACUUCUUUAGAUACUUUCGUAUGAGUGUGGUCCAGUAUGAAGAACUUCUGUCUAUGGUAGCUCCGAUAAUCCAAAAAUCGUCACAAAAACGGGAAUGCAUCGGUCCGAACGAGCGCCUCUGUGUUACCAUGCGAUAUCUAACAACUGGAGACGCUCAAACAACUAUUGCGAUGAAUUAUCGAAUAAGCCCUUCCUCUAUUGGAAGAAUUAUUUACGAAACAUGCGGAGCAUUAUGGCAAGUCCUAUCACCCAAGUUUCUGCAGUGUCCAAAAAAUGAAACCGAUUGGAAAAGAAUAGCUAAUGAGCUUAAUUUGAUUUGA
Molecule: messenger RNA, 489 nt
Organism: Paramuricea clavata
Lineage: Eukaryota; Metazoa; Cnidaria; Anthozoa; Malacalcyonacea; Plexauridae
Source: the annotation of a GenBank genome assembly